Messenger RNA from Acanthisitta chloris (rifleman), 1291 nucleotides. RefSeq names its product glutamate-rich 3 (gene ERICH3). The record is from RefSeq and is a predicted model, not a curated record. The annotation marks the transcript as partial. NCBI's taxonomy places the organism in Eukaryota, Metazoa, Chordata, Aves, Passeriformes, Acanthisittidae. The transcript is spliced from 10 exons.
GUUUCUUGCAACCUACAACAGCCUUACAGACAAACACCUGGCUGGAUAUUUCAGCAAUGCCAGGAUAAGAAGACACCUUCAGAGAUCAGGACUGAUCUCAAGGAGUGGAAGAAUAAUACCUGAGAAGGAGUACAGGCUCAAUGCCAUGAGAAGGGACCACCAGAGAUACGUCCAGGAGUGCCUUGCUCGCGCCAUAUUUCACAAGGUCCUUGACAUGGAGCGACACCAUCAGCUGGAAGUAAAAAGGAAACUUGAAAAUUCUGUGAGGAAGGAGAAGGUGCAGAAAAUCAAGGCAGAACAUUUCAGAAGACCAGUGGAAGGUUCCAUCCCUAUGCACUCCCCACAUCCACCACUCGGUCCAAGGAACCAUAAUGGGCUCUAUCCUUUAGUGGCUGGAGAACCAGCUGGUCGCUCACAACGGGUGAGUCUCACCAGCCGGCGCCCAAAUACAGCUCCAGGGAAUAUGCAGCCGCCACUUCGCCUCCAGCCCCUCCGCAGCUGGGCAGUAGCAGGACCUGUACCCAAGGCUCCCAAACACAAGUAUCAUGCACUGGAACAUGGCCAGCAGUUUUCCCCUGGGGGGGAGAGGAGUGGGUUGAGGCCUAUGAAUUCAGUGGAGUACAUGACUGGUGUAUCCCCAUAUCAGCUGCCUGUCAUCAACCCCUGCGUGGUGCCAGUGCCACCGCCACGCCUGCACAGAGGGGACAGGAGUGUCCCUGCAGGGAGAAGUGGGGUGCCCACAGGGAGAAGGUUUCGUCCCACCACUGCAUCAAAUGACACAGAGCAACUUCUAACAAAGAAUUCUGGAGGGCUUCCCAAGUCCUCGUUGCGCAGUAAUGCCUUUGUCACCAUGGUCUACCUGGGGAAGAGUGUGCACUUGUGUCAUGAUGAUGCUGACUACAGAGAUGAGGUCAAAGUCUACCAGCAGCACUGUGGAGGAGAAAACCUUUGUGUCUACAAAGGCAAGCUGUUGGAAGGAGAGACCUUCCAGUUUGUCUCCAGGAGGCACCACGGCUUCCCAUUCAGCCUCACCUUUUUUCUCAAUGGGAUGCAAGUUGACAGGCUGAGCUGUUGCUGUGAGUACAAACAUCAGAAGCGUUCCCGGCUGGGCAGCAGGCACAGAUACUUCAGUUUUCUCAGUGUGGAGGGAGCAUCUCCUUGCUACAGGUGCAUUAUUGCAAUGGGUCUGGACAAAAAGCCAUCUCCUUCCAAGAGGAAGAUGAAGGACCGUGAGGAAAAGCAGGAGAGUUCCUGGGGAGAUGCCGUGCACACAACGAGAACCAGCACCUAG